Molecule: messenger RNA, 2008 nt
Organism: Galendromus occidentalis (western predatory mite)
Lineage: Eukaryota; Metazoa; Arthropoda; Arachnida; Mesostigmata; Phytoseiidae
Product: long-chain fatty acid transport protein 1
Exons: 10
Coding region: 43-1929 (628 amino acids)
Biological process (GO): long-chain fatty acid metabolic process; long-chain fatty acid import into cell
Cellular component (GO): plasma membrane; endoplasmic reticulum membrane
Molecular function (GO): long-chain fatty acid-CoA ligase activity; long-chain fatty acid transmembrane transporter activity
Source: RefSeq, a predicted model, not a curated record
UGGAAUCGUUUAUUCGCCAGCAUUGCUUCCCGCCUCGGAUCCAUGAUAUCUUCCGACUUCGGCGCGGCUCAUCUGAUGCUUUUUGGAUUUCUCUGUCUCGUGGUUUCCCGACAAUAUAGGUUUUUGUGGGUCGUGCUCUUCACAGCUCGUCGUGAUUUGAGAGGUCUCCUUCGACUGAUACGUAUGACGCUAUACUUCCGUGAGGCCCGAAGGAAGGAUCUCACCGUCGUUCGAAUUUUCGAAGAAACUGUCAAGAGGAAUCCCGAUAAAAUCGCGUUCCGAACAGGAGACAGACAGUGGACGUUCCGCCAGGUCAAAGGGAUCAUCAAUCGCAUUGCAAACUGUUUUCUGCAACUUGGCUUCAAGUCUGGCGAUGAAGUCUGUAUCUUCGCAGACUCUCAACCCGAGUUCGUGAUGAUGUGGCUGGGCUUGUCCAAGAUCGGGGUUGUCUCCGCGCUAGUGAAUAACAACUUACGCUCGCAACCUCUGAUUCAUUCUCUCUUGAGUGUUCCCUCCAAGGCCAUCAUAUUCGGCCUCGCCCAAGUCAAAGAGGUCAACGAUGUCGCAGCCGAAGUCCUGCGCGAAAGAGCCGAAUUCAAAUUUUUCUGCAUCGGAGCUGCCGAGAACGCCUCCAGGAUCAACUACAUGAACCUCAAGAAACUCAUUGGGAGCAGUCCAUCAACAGAGCCUCAGACAAAUCAUAAAGGAUCCCUGAACGAUAAACUCGUUUAUAUCUACACAUCUGGGACCACCGGAAUGCCCAAACCCGCCGUCAUCAAGAACUCUCGUUUCGUAUCAUUGGUCUCGAUCCUCAAUAAGAUCAUGCCCGUGGAGCAAUCGGAUGUGUUUUACACCUGUCUGCCGCUUUAUCAUACGGCCGGAGGCAUUGUCGCGAUCGGCCAAGCCCUUCUCUUCGGGAAUACCGUUUGUGUCCGCCCGAAAUUCUCGGCGUCGAAGUUUUGGGAGGACUGUAUCAAAUUUGAAGCGACGGUGACACAGUACAUCGGAGAAAUCUGUCGGUAUCUCAUCGCUCAGCCGGAAACGCCUCUGCAGAGAAAACAUAAAAUUCGGAUGAUAUUCGGGAACGGUCUCCGACCCCAAAUCUGGACUGAGUUUUCAAAGAGGUUCAACAUCCAAGAUAUUCGAGAGUUCUACGGCUCAACAGAAGGCAAUGCUCAUGUUAUAAAUAUUGACAACACCGUCGGCGCGGUCGGCUUCGUAUCGCGCAUCGUCAAGAGCAUCCAUCCCGUGCGUCUCAUCCGUAUCAACUCGGAUACUGGUUUGCCCGAGAGAGAUGCCAGGGGUUUGUGCAUACCGUGCGAACCUGGAGAGAUCGGGGAGCUCGUAGGGGAAAUCCGCAAGAACGAUCACCUCCAUUCAUUUGAUGGCUACGCUUCCGAUGAAGCUACGAAAAAGAAAAUCUACAGGAAUGUUUUCGGUGAAAACGAUGCCGCAUUCGCGUCCGGGGACUUAUUGGUCAUGGAUGAGUACGGAUACCUCUACUUCAAAGAUCGAACCGGAGAUACCUUCCGAUGGAAAGGCGAGAACGUCUCGACGUCAGAGGUCGAAGGGACAAUAUCCAGAAUACUGAAGAUGGCGGACGUCGUUUGUUACGGAGUUCAAGUUCCUGGAACCGAAGGCAGAGCCGGAAUGAUCGCCGUGGAAGAUCCGUACGAUCUGAUUCAUUUGAAUUCCUUCGUUGAUGAAAUCAGAUCCAGUUUACCGGCAUACGCCGUUCCGCUAUUCGUCCGCAAACUAAGGCGACUCGACAAGACGGGGACGUACAAGCUCAAAAAAGUCCAACUGCAAAAAGAAGGAUUCGACAUCGAGGAGAUCGAGGAGCCCAUCUACUUCCUGCAGGGCGACACCUACGUUCUCUUAGACGAAGCAACACUGAGGAAGAUACAGCUCUCACAGAUUCGCAUUUGAAGCUGGAUCCGGAUCCCCCUCAUUAUUAAUAUACAUAUGACCCUAAGUAAGAAUGCAUAGUAAAAUAUUCUCCCACAUA